AAAAACAGUAGCUAGCGUGGUUACAACCUACAGAAAGCUAGCCAACCGAUACCAAUCACACUUUAAAUAAAUAAAUAAAUAAAUAAAUAUACGAUCAUAUAAACUGUUUUCAGAUCUCCAUGAUUCCACUCUUAUAUAUAGAUACUAACAUCGAUCAUUUAAAUUAUUUAAAAGCGUCAGUUAGGGGAAAUUCAAGUUUUACCGCCUCCUCAUUCCUACGUCAUCAGGAAGGGCCUAAACUAGGAAAACAUAUUACGUCACUCCCGCGCGACGAGCUAGUUUUCCGCCGUGAUAGCAGCAUGAUGGAGGCGUGCGGCUCUUCUAGCGUUUCUCUGAGAGAGUUUGGCUGUGAACAGAGUUUAUUGUCUCGGCCUGACGGUUCAGCGUCCUUCGUCCAAGGAGACACGAGUGUGUUGGCUGGAGUGUACGGACCAGCCGAGGUCAAAGUCAGCAAGGAAAUCUAUGACCGAGCAACACUGGAGGUGCUGAUUCAGCCCAAAGUUGGACUGCCCAGUGUGCGGGAACGAUCACAAGAGCAAUGUGUGCGAGAGACGUGUGAGGCAUCUCUCCUCUUGACGCUUCAUCCUCGCUCCUCUCUCACUCUUGUUCUUCAGGUGCUCCAUGAUGAUGGUUCACUCUUAUCCUGCUUUUUGAAUGCUGCCUGUAUGGCUCUGAUGGACGCAGGCCUGCCCAUGUGCUGCCUGUUCUGUGGAGUGACCUGCGCCAUCGACGCAAACGGUCAGAUCAUCACAGACCCCACUGCAGCUCAGGAGAAGGAAAGUCGAGCUUUGAUGACAUUUGCUAUUGACAGUAAAGAAUGCAGGGUGAUGAUGUCAUCAACCAAAGGAUCAUUUUCAGUUCAUGAGCUGCAGCAGUGUAUAGCUGUCAGUCAGAAAGCAUCAGAGAAGAUCUUCCAGUUCUACAGAGACUCCGUCAAGCGGCGAUACUCCAAAACCCUCUGAUGAAGAAUUAGCUCUUUUCUAGCCUGUUUUUUUUUAAACAAUGUAUAAAUGUACUGAUGUUGUGAUAAAAUAUUCAGAGACUACUCUGGGCUGCCUUUGCUUCAGUUCAGUUGGAGUUAGCUGUGUUUGAAGUGAAUGAUUUUGGCAGAACAUUUGCAAUUAAACUAAAUGCAAAAAAAACAGGGGAAAUGAAUCAAACAAGUGCAUUUAUUUGGGAUUCAUUGAUUCCUCUUUCAGUUUAAUAUUUACAUGUAAUACAAGGGUGUCAACUGGGAAAUAAUAUCUCUUGUACUAAUAAAUCUCAUUUCCCACAACA
This is a messenger RNA of Acanthopagrus latus (yellowfin seabream), 1278 nucleotides long. RefSeq names its product exosome component 5 (gene exosc5). The record is from RefSeq and is a predicted model, not a curated record. The coding region runs from base 120 to 962 and encodes 280 amino acids. Lineage: Eukaryota; Metazoa; Chordata; Actinopteri; Spariformes; Sparidae. Gene Ontology annotation, cellular component: nucleolus; nuclear exosome (RNase complex); cytoplasmic exosome (RNase complex). Gene Ontology annotation, biological process: poly(A)-dependent snoRNA 3'-end processing; rRNA catabolic process; nuclear mRNA surveillance. The transcript has 6 exons.